GAGGCCAAAAUGGCGGCUCAAGUGGCUGCGGCGGCCCAGGCGGCGGCGGCCCAGGCAGCGCAGGCGGAGGCGGCCGAGUCGUGGUACCUGGCACUUCUGGGCUUCGCCGAGCACUUCCGCACUUCCAGCCCGCCCAAGAUUCGCUUGUGUGUGCACUGCCUGCAGGCCGUGUUCCCCUUCAAGCCGCCGCAGCGCAUCGAGGCCCGCACGCACUUGCAGCUCGGUUCCGUGCUCUACCACCACACCAAGAACAGCGAGCAGGCGCGCAGCCACCUGGAGAAGGCGUGGUUGAUAUCACAGCAAAUCCAACAGUUUGAAGAUGUUAAAUUUGAAGCAGCAAGUCUUUUGUCUGAGUUAUACUGUCAAGAGAAUUCCGUAGAUGCAGCAAAGCCACUGCUGCGGAAAGCAAUCCAGAUCUCACAGCAGACUCCAUACUGGCACUGCCGCCUGCUCUUCCAGCUCGCUCAACUGCACACACUUGAGAAGGACCUGGUGUCAGCCUGCGACCUCCUGGGCGUGGGGGCUGAGUACGCCCGGGUGGUGGGAUCCGAGUACACACGGGCCCUGUUCCUGCUCAGCAAAGGAAUGCUGCUGCUGAUGGAGCGCAAGUUACAGGAAGUGCACCCGCUGCUGACCCUCUGUGGACAGAUAGUUGAGAACUGGCAAGGGAACCCCAUCCAGAAGGAGUCUCUGCGUGUCUUCUUCCUGGUCCUCCAGGUGACCCACUACUUGGAUGCCGGGCAGGUGAAGAGUGUGAAGCCGUGCCUGAAGCAGCUGCAGCAGUGCAUCCAGACCAUCUCCACGCUGCACGAUGAUGAGAUCCUGCCCAGCAACCCCGCUGACCUGUUCCACUGGCUGCCUAAGGAGCACAUGUGUGUGCUCGUCUACCUGGUGACCGUGAUGCACUCCAUGCAGGCUGGCUACCUGGAGAAAGCACAGAAGUACACGGACAAAGCCCUCAUGCAGCUGGAGAAGCUCAAGAUGCUUGACUGCAGCCCUAUCCUGUCCUCCUUCCAAGUGAUCCUGCUCGAGCACAUCAUCAUGUGCAGGCUUGUCACAGGACACAAGGCCACUGCGCUGCAGGAGAUCUCCCAGGUCUGCCAGCUGUGCCAGCAGUCCCCCCGGCUCUUCUCCAACCACGCGGCACAGCUGCACACGCUGCUGGGCCUAUACUGUGUCUCUGUCAACUGCAUGGACAAUGCAGAAGCCCAGUUCACCACAGCCCUGCGGCUCACCAACCACCAGGAGCUGUGGGCCUUCAUCGUGACCAAUCUGGCGAGUGUGUAUAUACGGGAAGGAAAUAGACACCAAGAGGUACUGUACAGUUUGCUGGAAAGGAUCAAUCCAGACCAUAGCUUCCCUGUCAGCUCACACUGCCUGCGAGCAGCAGCUUUCUACGUGCGCGGGCUCUUCUCCUUCUUCCAGGGACGCUACAAUGAGGCCAAGCGAUUUCUUCGAGAAACUCUGAAGAUGUCCAACGCAGAGGACCUGAACCGACUCACAGCCUGCUCCCUUGUGCUCCUGGGCCACAUCUUCUAUGUGUUGGGGAACCACAGAGAGAGUAACAACAUGGUGGUGCCUGCCAUGCAGCUGGCCAGCAAGAUCCCAGACAUGUCCGUGCAGCUAUGGUCCUCAGCCCUGCUGAGAGACCUGAACAAGGCCUGCGGGAAUGCUAUGGACGCCCACGAAGCCGCCCAGAUGCACCAGAACUUCUCGCAGCAGCUGCUCCAGGACCACAUUGAAGCCUGCAGUCUCCCUGAACACAACCUCAUCACGUGGACGGAUGGCCCACCCCCCGUGCAGUUCCAAGCUCAGAAUGGACCCAAUACAAGCCUGGCCAGCCUCCUGUGAGGCUCCUGAAGGGAGCCGCCCAGGUUCUCGGGGCCUCUGUGGGGCCCGGUGUGUCCCCUACUUCCAUCCAGACGGCACUUGAGCUUUCCUUGGAGGUGUGCUGGAGUGGGUGUCCCCAGGCUUCUUUUCUGACUGUCUCCAGAGCUUCCAAGUCCCUGGGGAGUGUGCAGGGCUGAUUCCGCCCUCCCAGGAAGGGCUGGCCAGCCAUUCCCACCAUGUAACAAGACCCCCAGUGCUGAGGCUUGCAGGUGGGAUAUUGGAGCCAACUUUCUAGAGCCAUCCUUUAAAAUGGACUUGAAUUGCCAGUUCUGCUUCCACGUCUGAGUCACGCCUUCAAGGGAGCGUGUCUGGGCGGGAAGUGGGGUGCCAGUUGCCAGGGUGGGUGGGACCGCUGGUGCAUUGCCACAUGACUUCCAUCACCUGGGCCUCCGUGCCUGGCCGGAGUGUUUCCUCUGCUCACAGCAGCUUCCAGAGCCCAGAGGCAAAACGCCAGUUUCUGCCCCAGAAUUGGAGGGAAGAAGUGAUGGCGCAUGUCAGGGACAAAAAUGCACAUCCCACCAUAACACUUUUCCCAGCUUGCCUUUCUGUCCAGUGUCCCCCCAUCAGACAGCCAGGGCCUCUGGUCAGGAAUCCUGGGGGACCCAGGAACUCGGCUUCCAAACAUCUGCACCUUGCCUGGAUUCAGUGUCCAGCCAUGGAGGUGCACGUUCUUGUAGACACGGGUGUGCAUGUGUGUGCGUGCGUGUGGUGAUUCGCAGAGCUGGGGCCGGGGGCUGAGACUCCUAUGUUUGCGUCAGCCGCCUUCCCCCAUCAGCAUCCAUACUGCUGGGCAGGAAGCAGAGGAGAAGGGAGGGGACCCUCCUCAGCCCCACUCAGGGUGCCUGAACGAAGAAGGGGCUUGCUUCCUGGCAGCUCUGUGGCCUCCUCGGCAGAGGACAUUCACAGACGCCUGGCCCCUCACGCUGUUCUCGGGAGGAUGAGGAGACCUACCCGCCUUGGGGCUUGGGACAGCGUUGAAAGCUCUUCCUGAGCUGGACCCCAGGAGGCUCUGCUAGGCUCAGACAACCAUGGUCGGUUCUGUGCUCCUCUUGGAUAGUUGAGGAGGUACCCCAGUGGUGAUGGUGGCAUUGGGGGCAGUUGAGGUAGCCACCUCCAGCUUCCGGUGCCUGGGAGCGUCUCCCCACAGAGGAGUGCUGAGUGGUCAUGCUAGUCAGGGUGGCUUGUUAGUUUGCAUCUUGUUACCCUUACACUGUGAGGGCUGCUUCUCGAAGCCUCAGUGUCUGACAGAAGGAACACUGGGAUCACUCAGGUCAGCUGCUCAGGCCCUGAGGCCUGAGUGUGCCUUAGCCACAAGCAGGGCUGUCAGCAGACCUCCCUGCACAGGGCCACUGCCCUUACCAGGCCAGCGUCAGGCCCCUGCUGCCCACUGGAGGCCAGCGACAGGCGUGCAAAGUGAGCUGCUGAUUGGAGGCGUGGGCUGGCCAGGGCUUGUCCUAAGAGGACCCACCAUCUGUGUGGCAUCCUGGGUCACCCAGGAGAGCCUAGCACUGUCCUGUGCUGCUCAGGGCCACCUUCUUGGCUGACCCCCCUGGGCCCGUGAGGCCUACAGAGGAGGGUGUGACAUGUGGCCACAAGCUGCCCUGUCCUGUCUUCCUCCCCCCUCAAGGGUAUCCCCUAGGCCCUCCCCUCCACCCAUGGGACAGAGCCCCCCUCUUGCCACAAGCUGCCCCUAUUGGCCUAGACCCCGCACUGUCUGACCUCUCCAGACUCUCAUUACUUCAAUCACGCUGUACAUCAUGUUUGUCUCUGCGUAUUUAUUUAAGCCUUUCUUUGCUUCUAGGGCAUUUUUUAUGUAGAGCAGUUGAAAUAAGAACCUCAAAACUUAACAUCUGUCCUGAUGUUAAAGUGCUUUUAGUGACCACUCUGUUAUCUAUGUUCAUGUAAAGUUAAGGAUAAGUUUUUAUGUUUACAGCUAAAAAUUCAGUACUCAAUAUUUAAUGUUCCACUAUAGCUUUAUGGAAGCCAAACUGCGUGUACAUGCAUUUCUGCGUGUGCGAGCUUUGAACCUCCCCUUCACCGUAGCAUCUUCUGGUUACAUAAAGCUGUCAUAAGUACCUUCCUGUGAGUCCAAAUUGAGUGCCUCACGGUUUCUCACUCAAUCAGCGUUUAAGAUAGGCAGCAAGUGAGCCCCCAGGGAGACCUUACACAGUGUCAUAACUGUUUAGGAAAAACAGAUAAAAACUUCAAGCCUUUCAGUGUGCAGAGAUGCAAGGGAGCAGCAGAAAGAUCCCUGUUGGCAGGUAAAUUACUGAAAGCCAGUCUGACUUUCGUGUGUUCUCCCACCUCCUCCUGGGGUCCUCAGGGCCUGUGGAUCUGGGGGACUGGGCCGGGAGAUCCCGGGUUCCCUGGCAUACACACACCGCUGUCUCCCCUGCGCUGGUGUUUGCAGUCAUCCGCGGGUAAAGCGAGGGUCCUCUCCCUGGGGUAAGCAUGCCCCACCCCACUUAUUGGGAACACUGGCAAGGAAAUCAAAAAAGGGCUGCCUGGUGCAGUGGGUAAAUUUGUUGAUUGCGUUGUCUCUGUUUUGUUAAGGGUUUUUAAUAAGUAUGUUUGGCAUAAUGUCUUUUAAUGGGUUUGUAAUAUGGUUUUAGCAGCCUGUAACUUCAGCUGGUGCUUUUAAUCAGGAAAAAAAUUUUUGUAAAUACAAAACAUUGUUUAAAAGACA
Molecule: messenger RNA, 4576 nt
Organism: Neomonachus schauinslandi (Hawaiian monk seal)
Lineage: Eukaryota; Metazoa; Chordata; Mammalia; Carnivora; Phocidae
Gene: MAU2
Product: MAU2 sister chromatid cohesion factor
Exons: 19
Coding region: 10-1851 (613 amino acids)
Biological process (GO): mitotic sister chromatid cohesion; maintenance of mitotic sister chromatid cohesion
Cellular component (GO): chromatin; SMC loading complex
Molecular function (GO): double-stranded DNA binding; protein binding
Source: RefSeq, a predicted model, not a curated record